AAGUAUUAAGUUCUUCUCUUUUUAAGAGACAGAGAAAGAAAGAGCUAUUAUCCACAAAAACAAAACAGAGUUCAAGAUGUGGAACUUUGCUCUCAAGCUGUUGUUUCUCAUCUUUAUAAUCAACACCACCACUACUACUCUAGUUAGUGCUACUGACCACAUUGUUGGUGCAAACAAAGGUUGGAAUCCAGGAAUCAACUACACCAUUUGGGCUAAUAACCAUACUUUCUAUGUUGGUGAUCUCAUUUCUUUCAGGUACAUGAAAAAUCAGUACAAUGUAUUUGAAGUGAACCAAACCGGUUAUGAUAACUGUACUAUAGAAGGAGCAACAGGAAAUUGGAGCAAAGGAAAAGAUUUCAUUCUUUUAGAUAAAGCUCAACGUUAUUACUUCAUUUGUGGAACUGGUGGUUGUUUUAACGGAAUGAAAGUUACUGUUCUUGUUCAUCCACUCCCUUCUCCUCCUUCUUCUAACAAUCAUAGUUCUUCUGCCGAUCAGAAAUCUGCUGCUGCUACUUAUCAGAUACUUUCUUGGUCUUCUUCUUUAAUGGUGUUGGUUUCUGUUGUUCUUUCGAUCUGGUUCUAAUUUGUACUGGUUCUUUUCUCCUCCUUUUCUAUGAUUUUUGUAUGGUUCAUCUUGUCUUUGAGUAAAGCUGUUGUUGCACCUAAUGCUGGUGUAGUGAAUCUAGUGAUGAUGCAUUAUGUACUAUUUUUAGUUCAAAUUUGGUUUUGGAGAUUAUUAUUAGAUUUUUUGUAUUCUUUUUUAUAAUUGAACUGUAUUAAAUUUUCCAGCUUUGUAAUAAUAAUAGUAUCACGGAAUCACAA
This is a messenger RNA of Papaver somniferum (opium poppy), 822 nucleotides long. RefSeq names its product lamin-like protein. NCBI's taxonomy places the organism in Eukaryota, Viridiplantae, Streptophyta, Magnoliopsida, Ranunculales, Papaveraceae. Gene Ontology annotation, molecular function: electron transfer activity. The coding region runs from base 77 to 583 and encodes 168 amino acids. Gene Ontology annotation, cellular component: plasma membrane. The record is from RefSeq and is a predicted model, not a curated record. The transcript is spliced from 2 exons.